Messenger RNA from Equus quagga, 2460 nucleotides. It is a transcript of the gene DRC11L, whose product is annotated as IQ motif containing with AAA domain 1 like. The coding region runs from base 1 to 2460 and encodes 819 amino acids. The transcript has 19 exons. The record is from RefSeq and is a predicted model, not a curated record. NCBI's taxonomy places the organism in Eukaryota, Metazoa, Chordata, Mammalia, Perissodactyla, Equidae. Gene Ontology annotation, molecular function: ATP hydrolysis activity; protein binding; ATP binding.
AUGUCUGAGGGGGCUUACCAACGCCUCUGGGACUCCUCUCACUUGACCCUACAAGAGCUGCUGGACCAAGAGCAGCCCUUGCUCGAACCCGUGCCCGACCGGGAGCGGCAGUCCUUCCAGUACAGGCUCUCACGGCUAUACCUGUACUACCUGGGGCUGCUGCGCCGGUUCGACACCCUCUAUGACCAGAUGGUGCAGCCGCAAAAGAGGCGGCUGCUGCGGCGCCUGUUGGACAGCGUGGCAGGGCGCGUGCUGGAACUCAAGGACGAUCUGGUGCGCACCGACCUGCGUGAGAGCCACUGCCUGGACCAAGUGCUGCAGGACCUCAAGCUCACGCCGGCAGAGCUGGAGGUCCCAAUCCCUAAGUACUUCCUGCUGGAGCAGUCCAGUAUUCUGAAGGAGCGAGGGCUGAUGCUGGCAGAGAUCCUGUCCAGAAUGGAGCAACUGUCCUCCGAGGAGAGCUUUCCAGAAAUGCACCAGACUGAGGCCGUAAUCUUACUGCAAAGGGCCGAGCGGGCCAGGCAAGGCCGGCUCCGAGCCAACUUCAUGCGAGAGAUUCGGAAAGAGGAGGAGCGGGAUCGGAGGAUUCGGGAGGACGGGCGGCACAAGUUCAGUCAGGACCAAGCAGCCAUCGCCAUACAGAAGGUGUGGAAAGGCUACCUGCAGAGGAUGCGCACUCAGCAGGACCGGCAAAGAGAGAUGGAGUUCAUUGGCAUGCUCCCCUUGCGCAACCACGUGGAGCACUUGGGCCUCCUGUCCCAGGCCUGCCUCUGGGAGGAUGUCCGGAGGCUCCACCAGGUAGAGAAGGAGCAAGAGUUCCAGUUGGCCAUCACAAAGACCCACGAUUCUCUCAAAGAGAUGGAGGGGCCCGAAAUGAAGGAGAAAAUGAAGGAGCAAAUCCGACAGUGGUUUAUCGAGUGCCAUGCCCUUACUGGCCGAUUCCCUGAUUAUCCAGAUGAGUCUUUAGGUGGAUCCUACCUGAUCUUUGCAGACAAGACUCCAGAACAGGUGAAAAUGGAACUGGAGGCACAGGCCCAGGACAGCAAAAAAAAGGACCAAGAGAAAAAUAAAGAAAAAGAAAAGGAGAAAAAAGAGAAGAAGAAGAAAGGGAAGGCAGAAAAGAACAGGAGGGGGGAAGCAGAUACAAUGCUGAAAGUGUUGCCAUCCAAAUUUAUACCUGUGAUCAAUGCCGGACACGAGGAGUACAUAAAUCUGUGGAAGAACCAAUAUGAUAGCACACACCCUAAUCAGAGUUUUGACUCUGAGACCCUCCAGGUGGAGAAGAGGAAGGAAGUGGAGCAGGAGAUCCGGUUACAGGUUGAUGAGCUGAUGCGUCAAGAGCUGAAGAACCUGCGCCUGGCUGUAGACAGGGAGGAGGCUAGACCCUUGAAGGCUCCAAAGAAAAAGACUGGGAAGAAAACUGGGAAGAAGAAGAAGGAAAAAGAUCUGACCCCAGACAGGUCCGUGGAAUCUCUGUUUGAAGAGCUUGUCCUCUCUGGCUUUCUAAAGAAGAAUGAGACAGUGGCAUUGAAAGACUAUGUUGGUGACUUCCUCUAUCUUGGAUCCACUCUGAGUUUUGCCAACAAGUUGCCCAUGCCUUCCCUUUUUGACAUACGACAGAACAUGGCCUUGUAUGGUGUUCUCCGGCUUGGCUCCCCAGAUAUACACUCCAUGGCUCCCCUUAUCCGCUCCAUCCUCCUGGUGGGCCCCUCCGGCAUGGGGAAGAAGAUGCUGGUCAAGGCUGUGUGCACAGAAACUGGCGCCAAUCUGUUCGACCUGUCACCUAGCAACCUGCAGGGCAAAUAUCCUGGCAAGACCGGGGCGCAGAUGUUGGUGCAUAUAGUCUUUAAGGUGGCUCGACUCCUUCAGCCCUCUGUGAUCUGGAUUGGGAAUGCUGAGAAGAAUUUCUAUAAGAAAGUCCCAAAAGAAGAGAAGGAGAUGGACCCAAAGCGAAUAAAGAAGGAUCUGGCCAAGGCCCUGCGACUGCUGAAUCCCGGAGACCGUGUGAUGCUGAUAGGGACCACCAACCGGCCGCAGCUGGCUGAGAUAAAAGGGCUGUGCCGGACCUAUGAGCGAAUCCUCUUCAUGCCACGGCCUGAUUACGCUUCUCGCUAUGUGCUCUGGAAGCAGAUGAUAGAGGCCCAGGGAGUCCAGAUGGCCCAAAGUCUGGACGUCAGUGCCCUGGCUAAGGUGUCUGAUGGCUACACGCCUGGUCACAUUCUCCAUGCCAUCCGAUCGGUGCUGACCCAGCGGCGGCUCCUGCAACUGUCCAAGCGGCCCCUGGUGGCCUCAGAGUUCCUGGGGCAUCUGGCAAAGCUGGAGCCAGUGUACAGGGAGGAGGAGGAGUCCCUGAAGGACUGGUACUUCAAGACCCCGCUGGGCAAGAAGAGGAUGAAACUUAGCAAGGACCAGGAUGCUGAGGAGGCCAAGCUGGCAAAGGAGAAGAAGAAAAGGAAGUGA